UUUAUGAUUCGGCUUAUUGAGUUUCAAACAUGGCUGUGUUGCGCGGAUUCUCGCGAGUCUCGAGACAUUUAUUGUUUAAAAAUACAACAUUAUGGGAGGAGAAUAUUGUCAGGACAUUCCGUACUGUUGUACAGGAACCAAAACCUACGAGGGGAAUUUUGAAGACUUGUUUGAUCAGUGCUGUUGUUGGAAGUGCUAUUGGUGCAGGUUAUGCCUAUCAAAAAAUCGAACGAGACAGGAAACAUCUCGAGAUGGAGGGACAUCAGAUUGCGACGGAGAUUCUUAAAUAUAAACCAUCUGUAUCGACUUCGAGGAAGGUUGUCUCGGCGGUGGAUUCCACCGGAUUGAAACUCACCCUUUUCCAGUAUCAGACAUGUCCCUUCUGCUGCAAGGUUCGCACCUUCCUGGAUUAUUACGGGAUCUCCUACGAUGUUGUGGAGGUGGACCCAGUACUUCGAGGCGAGAUAAAGUGGUCAAAAUAUCGAAAAGUUCCUAUAUUACUUGCAAAAGUCGAUGGUGGAUAUCAGCCUCUCAAUGAUAGCUCGAUGAUAGUCUCUUUAUUAGCCUCCUACCUCAACGACAGUGGUCACAAAAUUGAUGAACUUGCGACGUAUUUCCCGAGUAUUGCUAUCAACGAUGAGAAGGGUUACAGAGAGGAAAUAGUCAAUAAGUAUUUUCUGAUGUAUCAGGGAUCGGUUCCCAAAGACAGGACACUCGAUGAUAUUGUGGAGGAGCGGAAGUGGAGACAAUGGGCAGAUGAUGUUUUUGUACACACAUUAUCUCCGAAUGUGUACAGAACUAUAGGGGAAGCUUAUCAAACGUUCAAUUGGUUCUCAGAGAUUGGACGGUGGGAGGAAUAUUUCCCAGCGUGGGAAAGAGCCUUAAUGGUGAAUGUCGGUGCUCUUGCCAUGUGGAUGAUCGGAAAACGUCUCACGAAGAGACAUCAUCUCAAAACCGACGUACGAGAGUCCUUCUAUGACGAGAUAAAUACGUGGUUAAAUGCCAUCAGUACGCGAGGUGGAGAAUUCAUGGGAGGAAAUAACCCAGAUCUUUCAGAUCUCGCAGUUUACGGAAUUCUAAGGAGUAUCGAGGGCUGCGAUGCCUUUAAGGACGCUCUGAAACAUACGAAUCUGGGUACAUGGUACUCAGCAAUGUCAGAGCGAGUGAAGAAUCACAGUGGAAGUUCAGUAUUGUCGGAAUAACGGUGGUAUCUGAUGUAUUAAAUAUAAAUAAAAUGACUCGUUUGUUUCGA
This is a messenger RNA of Diachasmimorpha longicaudata, 1252 nucleotides long. RefSeq names its product prostaglandin E synthase 2 (gene Su(P)). The transcript has 5 exons. Gene Ontology annotation, molecular function: prostaglandin-E synthase activity. Gene Ontology annotation, cellular component: mitochondrion. The record is from RefSeq and is a predicted model, not a curated record. NCBI's taxonomy places the organism in Eukaryota, Metazoa, Arthropoda, Insecta, Hymenoptera, Braconidae. Bases 30 to 1202 code for a protein of 390 amino acids.